Messenger RNA from Penicillium brevicompactum, 1224 nucleotides. RefSeq lists its product as uncharacterized. The transcript is spliced from 3 exons. Gene Ontology annotation, molecular function: oxidoreductase activity. NCBI's taxonomy places the organism in Eukaryota, Fungi, Ascomycota, Eurotiomycetes, Eurotiales, Aspergillaceae. The coding region runs from base 1 to 1224 and encodes 407 amino acids. The record is from RefSeq and is a predicted model, not a curated record.
AUGACAAGAUCAACCCAAACCGCACAGAAUGACAUUCCAAAUGGCGAGAACAACUUUCCACCAUUCACGGCCAAAUCGCAGGAUCAGACGCAAAAUCCAUUUGAGCCGUUCAGUUUUGAUGGACAGAAAGAUACAAGAGACUUCGGUCUACCUUGGAGUGCCCCUUUCCCUGCUGCCAUCAAAGUUGUCGACAUAGAAACCAUCCCACAAGCUGUGUCUUUGAUCCGCACGUUUUCACAGAGUGGCCAACUCCGAGAACUUGUGAAGAGCCACGGAGGUGCCAUUCUUAUUCGUGGUCUUCCUCUGAAAACCCCUUCCGACUACAGCAAAGUCGCCCAUGCCUUCGGUUUACAACCUCACGUUGAAGUAGGGCGUCCUCCACUGAGAACAGUACUGGCCCCAAAUGUUAAGACUGCGAAUGAAGGACCACCAGAGCUUCCCAUUUGGCCCCAUAACGAGUACGGUUGGUCGACCAUAAACCCAUCCUGGCUGACUUUCAGCGCACUCGAAAUUCCCACCGAGGGUGGGGCCACUCCAAUCACCUCCUCAAUAUACGUGGUAUACCGUUUAUCAGUACUGGCACCUCACUUUGUUGAGAAAUUGCAAAAGCUGGGGGUCAAAUACACAUACCGUUAUACAGUCAAUCAGGUGAUCUCCAAUACAGGCGCGAGCAUCCGAGAAGCUUAUGGAGUACACGUCAAGGAUGAGGAUGACGAAGAUACAGCGAGACAAAAGAUUGAAGCGGAAGUGAGACGCCACAGUGACAGAUUUGAGUGGCAUGAUGAUGGCAGCUUGAGUGUGACACAUGUGGUUCCUGCCAUCCGCAUCCACCAGCCCACCGGAGCUCCGAUCUUCUUUGGGAACAUCACUUCUGCCUGGGGUCGCAGCAGACAUCAUGGAGCGACUAGACCACCAUUCCGUGGUGAUGACGGAUCCUAUCACCCUCCGCCUCAAUUCGGCGAUGGCACACCCAUGGAUGUAAAGGAUUUGGAUCUAUUGUUAGAUAUUGCAGAGCGGAGCGCAGUGGAUAUCACAUGGAACCAGGGGGAUCUGGUGAUACUUGACAAUUUUGCGGUGCAGCAUUCCCGCCAACCCUGGAAGGGCACUCGACUCGUGUUGGCUGCCUUGUGGGAAGACGAAGGGCGAGUUGAAGAUUUCCCCGAAGGACGGGAACUUUUGAGUCGCGCGCCCCGAUUCCCUAUAAUUGAAGAAUCGAUACAGUGA